CCACCACACCCGCGCCCUCCGCUCGUUCUCGCGCGCACGCAAUCGAUAUCCUUAUUCCUGUCAAAUGGAUAAUCAUGGCAGCGACGGCGAUUGAUACGAUGUUGCAGAGCAAUGGCUUUCAGGCGAAAAAGAAAGAGGACGUCGACAAUAAGGACAAUUUGUGGUCGUCUAUUCUGGCGGAAGUGCAGAACAGCGGCAACAACAAGCUACCGUCGAACAAAAAUGUCCUCGUACUAGGUGACAAUGAGAGUGGAAAGACUACACUUAUAGCUAAACUACAAGGCGUGGAGGACCCAAAGAAAGGAUCCGGAUUAGAAUUCGCUUAUAUCGAUGUCAGAGAUGAUUAUAGAGAUGAUCACACGAGACUUUCGGUAUGGGUUCUGGAUGGGGACCCGGGUCACGCAAAUCUUUUGCGAUUUGCUUUGAACAAAGAGAGGUUUCCACACACGCUUGUCAUGUUAGUCGCUGCCAUGACUACACCUUGGGCAAUUCUCGAUCAGCUUCAAUCGUGGGCGGCACUAUUAGGCGAUCAUAUUGACAAAUUACCUUUAGAUAAUGACACUAGGCAACGGUGCAGGCAACUUAAUAUUAAAAAGUGGCAAGACUACACAGAGCCUGGAGACGAACUUGAUCCUGGAAGUCCUCUACGACGCACUAGUCGUAAUCUGGACGACGACACCGCCGAGGGCUUACCUCUGCCGGAGGGAGUACUUAUAACCAAUCUGGGUUUAGACAUUGUCGUGGUUAUAACGAAAACCGAUUACAUGUCUACUCUCGAGAAGGAGCAGGAUUACAAAGACGAACAUUUCGACUUUAUGCAACAAUGGAUCAGGCGGUUUUGCUUGCAAUAUGGCGCCGGUCUCUUCUACACAUCGGCGAAGGAGGAUAAGAACUGUGAUUUGCUUUAUAAGUAUCUUACGCAUAGGAUUUAUUCUUUACCGUUCAGAACACCAGCUCUGGUCGUUGAGAAAGAUGCAGUACUUAUACCCGCUGGUUGGGACAACAUGAAGAAAAUCAGCAUUCUGCACGAGAACUUGCAGUCCAUGAAGGCGAGCGAUUACUAUCGCGACGUUAUCGCGCAACCAGCGACAAAUCGAAAAUGCGUUGCAAGGGAAAUGGAGAUUCAGGCGGAGGAGGAGCAAGCUUUCCUCGCGAGGCAGCAGGCCGCUCUGUCGGGCCUGAAGGAUCCCACCCGGUCUCCGACCACUCGGAACCAGGCAAGCACCGGGCCGGUGAUACAGGUGGCGUCGCCGAACAAGAAGUUGGAUCCCAAGGGCACCGGUGCGACGCCGUCCGGGGAGGGUGUCUUAGCUAAUUUCUUCAAUUCUCUCCUCUACAAGAAGAGCGGAGUCCCGCCCGGCUCACCCAGCACGCCCGGCAGCGUAGGAGCGAGCCCGAUAAAAAUCGACAGUGCGCCGGUGGACAAGGCCACGAUGUGCAACGACGCGGUAGCGGAGUUGGAUCGUCUCACGCGGACCAAGAAGCUGUCUCCCCCCAAUCUGAACUCGUCGUCUGAAUGUUAAGAGGUAGAUCGCGCUUUUUCUCUUCGCGACCCGUUGCUAUGAUGAAGAAGACGACGAGGCGGAGGAAGCCUCGUCGCCAUCGGACCAGAAUUUUCAGAUUCACGCGAACGUGGAGCAUGCUGUGAAACGGUAAGGUCGCGGAGGACUAAACAAUCUAGCCCUAAUCAACGAUAGUUAACCCGAUCAAACCGAGGAAGAUCCAAAAUGAAGAAAAAAGGAAAAAAGAAUAAAAAUAUAAAAAAGUAUAUAUAUACAUAUAUACAUAUAUAUAUACAUAUAUAUAUACAUAUAUAUAUGUGUGUGUGUAUGUGUGUGUGUGUGUAUAUAUAUAUAUAGUCUGUCACCGUGCAACACACACUCUGCAACAGCCUCGAUUGUUGUGUUUGACUAAAUAUCAUUAACGAUGCAGAGAACAACUAGAAAGCUAUUAAAUUAAUGUAAUUAAAUAUUUAAUAUAAUAAUAAUAAAUCGAAAGAUGCUUACGCACACAUGCCCCAGCGCCUGGUCAUAGUAAAUUAUUUAGCAAUCGCCCGUGCGCGUCACGGAACGAGUUUUUCUACUGCUAUACCCAUACACACACACAUACACGCGUAUAUAUAUAUACGCACACACAACAUAGACACGAAUGCACGAAUCUUUGUCUUCUUUGUUUUCUUCUUUGUAAGAACUUCAUUUUUCCUCUCGCGAGGUAAACUCCACGGCGGAUCGCUACCGAUAUUCCGAUCUAAUCUUUUUACGAAGUGCCGUUAGCGUUGCGAACACGUGUCGUGCGAGCGCAUGAGAAUAGCCUUUUAUACGAGAAUUGCGCAUGAAAUAUUACGCGAGAGUCCUACACGGAAGACGGCGGCGCGGUCUUCGGAUUUAGGGAUAGCUACGAGAGAGACUGCAACGAGUGGAUGUUCAUAUCGCGCGUGUAAAUUCGAUACUUUCCUCGUAGAUUUCUAGCCGAGUACGUUACCUGAGAAGGCAUAUGAACAUAUAGAAAUCUGUAAAUUCAGUUAUCAUAUAAAUGUGGCUUUAUGUAUAUGAGAUUCGAAUUCUCGAGGAAAAUAAAUAAUUUUUCGUAUAA
Molecule: messenger RNA, 2592 nt
Organism: Dinoponera quadriceps
Lineage: Eukaryota; Metazoa; Arthropoda; Insecta; Hymenoptera; Formicidae
Gene: Dlic
Product: cytoplasmic dynein 1 light intermediate chain 1
Exons: 10
Coding region: 75-1523 (482 amino acids)
Biological process (GO): microtubule-based movement; microtubule cytoskeleton organization
Cellular component (GO): centrosome; cytoplasmic dynein complex
Molecular function (GO): dynein heavy chain binding
Source: RefSeq, a predicted model, not a curated record